AGAUAUCACACGUUAUAUUAGAUUUUUCUAAGAAAAAAGUGUAAACCAUGAAGAAUAUUUUGAGUUUUUGGUUCGUUCUGCUGUGUUUAUCGCUGGUUUCGGCCAAGGAAGAUGAACGUGAAUUAACACAACGAAGCAGCGGCCUCGUAAAGCGAACAACAAAUCCAUCCUCUUGUACAGGACCUCAAGGAUUGCCAGGUCGUGAUGGAAAGGAUGGUAAAGACGGCAGAGAUGGCAGAGAUGCCUCGCUACGCGGUGAACGCGGAAGAAAAGGUGCUCCAGGACCACAAGGCCCCCCGGGGCCACCAGGAAACGCCUCUGGAGGUGUGGUUUACACCAGAUGGGGACGAAAACAUUGCCCUUCGAAAAGCAUCGAGAUGUAUUCUGGUGUGAUGGGAGGAUCAUAUUACAAUGAUGCUGGUGGAGCUUCAAACUACCUCUGUCUACCUUUGAAUCCGAUUUUUGAAAAAUACGUCGAUGGGAUCCAAGCGUCAACGUAUAUGCACGGCGUCGAGUAUCACAUUCAUGGUGGACAAAACCAAAUAUUUCCAAACACAAAUAUUCACGAUGACAACGCACCAUGCGCAGUGUGCCUAGCUAAAUCACGUGCUAGUCACAUGAUGAUCCCAGCUCGUAACGUGUGUCCUUCUGGUUGGACAAUGGAGUACAAAGGUUACCUCAUGGCAGAACGUUUUAAUCACAAACGAACCCAGUUCAUUUGUGUUGAUGGUGAUCCCGAGGCAACACAUGGAUCACACGCUGAUACGAAUGGAGCAUUGCUUUAUUUUGUUGAAGGUUAUUGUGGUCAUUCCCUACCAUGUCCACCCUACGUUCAUGGCAGAGAGCUGACCUGUGUCGUCUGUACACAGUAACUAAACCUACAAGGAUUUUUCAUCACUUGACUAACAUUUAACGACACUAAUUUAGUAUCAUCAAAGCUGCACAGUUAACCUCAUAAUAACCAUUUGCAACAAUGAGACAAUAUUAGCACCAAAAGCACCUUCUUUUCUACAAAAUAUAUCGCAUUUAAUAGCAUAUUUUCACAAUCACCGUAAUAGUUUCUGUCGCAAUAAAAAUAGUCAACACGAUAGUUGUUUAGGCGUUAAACGCAAGAGAACCGAUUUGAUGUGAAAGAUGCAGUGGACGGAAAUACAUCUCUUCCAAUCACAUAUAAUGUAAUA
This is a messenger RNA of Dendronephthya gigantea, 1181 nucleotides long. Its product is annotated as collagen alpha-4(IV) chain-like. The transcript is spliced from 5 exons. Lineage: Eukaryota; Metazoa; Cnidaria; Anthozoa; Malacalcyonacea; Nephtheidae. The record is from RefSeq and is a predicted model, not a curated record. The coding region runs from base 48 to 872 and encodes 274 amino acids.